This is a messenger RNA of Penicillium brevicompactum, 588 nucleotides long. RefSeq names its product cyclic pyranopterin monophosphate synthase MoaC. The record is from RefSeq and is a predicted model, not a curated record. Lineage: Eukaryota; Fungi; Ascomycota; Eurotiomycetes; Eurotiales; Aspergillaceae. Gene Ontology annotation, biological process: Mo-molybdopterin cofactor biosynthetic process. The transcript has a single exon. The coding region runs from base 1 to 588 and encodes 195 amino acids.
AUGUCAUCCCAAGUACGCCUCUAUCACAACGGACCCAAGUCCAAAGACAAAGACCUCACACCCCCUCGACCUUCCCCAUCCCUCCCAACAACCUCAGACCCCGAUCUCCCACACCUCACCCCAUCCAAAACCGUACACAUGACGCAAAUCACCUCGAAGCCGGAGACUUCGCGCGUCGCAACAGCCGCCUGCACCGUGACCUUCUCCAACGCCCGACCCUACGACCUCCUCCGCAAAGGCCAAACGCACAAAGGCGAUGUCUUCAGCGUCGCCCGCAUCGCCGGCAUCAUGGCCGCCAAACGCACCCCAGACAUUAUUCCCCUCUGCCACCCAGGCAUCGGCAUCACAGGCGUCGAGGUCAGCGUAGAACUAGUGGAGCCGGACAACAAUCACGGCGCCAUGGAUGUUGUCGCAUCAGUCAGUUGUUUUGGGCGCACAGGCGUCGAAAUGGAGGCGAUGACAGCUACUAUGGGAGCGGCGCUGACGAUCUACGAUAUGCUCAAAGCAGUGGAUAAGGGGAUGAUCAUUGAGGCUGUUCGGUUAUUGGAGAAGAAGGGCGGGAAGAGCGGGCAUUGGCUGAGGGAGUAA